Tigriopus californicus is the source of this 1158-nucleotide messenger RNA. Its product is annotated as probable formaldehyde dehydrogenase AdhA. Gene Ontology annotation, molecular function: zinc ion binding; oxidoreductase activity, acting on the CH-OH group of donors, NAD or NADP as acceptor. Bases 36 to 1127 code for a protein of 363 amino acids. The transcript has 3 exons. The record is from RefSeq and is a predicted model, not a curated record. Lineage: Eukaryota; Metazoa; Arthropoda; Copepoda; Harpacticoida; Harpacticidae.
UUCAAUUGGCAAUUCGACUUUGAACGUUGAUCAACAUGAGUACCGAAGAGUUCUACGAAACUUGGGCGUUUGCUAAAUCGUCCAAAGAAGGUGAGUUUGAGAAGAUCAAAAUUGCCCGGGGCGAAACCGGCCCCGACGAUGUGGAGUUCGACAUCAAGUUCUGUGGCAUCUGCCAUUCGGAUGUCCAUAUCGCUCAAGACGAACUGCAACCCUUCAUGAAGACAAAGUACCCUUGUGUUCCUGGACACGAAUUGGCUGGAGUGGUAACCAAGGUGGGCUCCAAUGUGUCCAAGUUUAAGGUCGGCGACAAGGUAGGCGUUGGCUGCAUCGUUGAGGCCUGUUUGAAAUGUGAACAAUGCCAAAAAGGCUGUGAGGAGUACUGUUUGAACGGCCACACCAUGACCUACAACUCGGACAUCACCCAUAACCAAAUCCGAACCAAAACUGGCUACACUUUUGGCGGCUAUUCCCAGAAGACCACCAUCAGACAAGAUUUCAUCAUCAAGGUUCCAGAUUCCUAUCCUUUAGAGCAAGCUGGACCAGUGUUCUGUGCUGGAAUUACCAUGUUUUCCCCUCUCAAACAUUGGGGAGCUCUCAAGGGGGGGAUAAACGUUGGGAUUGUGGGUGUGGGUGGUCUGGGACAAAUGGGUAUUCGUUUGGCGGCCGCCAUGGGAUGCAAGGUCACAGCCAUCUCCACAUCCCCGAAAAAGGAGGCGGCGGCUAAAUCAAUUGGGGCUUCCAACUUCGUGGUCUCGUCGGAUCCUAAAUCGAUCGCUGGCCAAGCCAAGACUCUGGACUUGAUCCUUGAUACCGUGUCUGUCAGUCAUGAUAUCAACCCCUAUCUGUCUCUGCUGAGAGUUGACGGGACUAUGGUCAUGAUUGGAGCAGCUUUGGAGCCCCAGCAGAUUCGAGGAGCCCAAUUGAUGUUCACACGUAACUCGGUGGCUGGCAGCAUCAUUGGUGGAAUUGGUACCACUCAGGAAUGUAUUGAUUUCUGUGCUAAGAACGACAUCAAGCCUUCCAUUGAGUUGAUCACGGCCGAUAAAUUGGGCAAGGUUUACGAGACAUUGCUGGGAAAAAAUGAUUCUAUUGUCCGAUUUGUCUUGGAUAUUGACGCAAGCGUGUAAUCUGAACAAUAAACCCACCCAUACAAACAUG